ACUAUUUAUAAAACGAGUUUACAAUAAUAAUUUCCAUAAACGAAUCGAUUGCAGAUAAGGUAACACCAAAGAUGCAGCUAGUUUUUGUGCUGGGCACUUUAGCCCUCGUCGCUUUUACGAGCGCAAGGGAAAUCAUAGAGAAACGCGACGUUGAUCUAGAACCGGCGGCGUCCCACCAUUUCGAAAAGGGUGGAGGUAAGGAACAUCAUCACCACCACCAUCAUGGCCACGAAGAGAAAGGCCACAAGGAACAUAAGGGACACCACCACCACGAACACGGGCACAAGGGCCAUCACGACCACGAAGGGCACAAAGGACAGCACCACGACCACGGCGAACACAAGAAACACCACCACCACGAGGACGGCCACCACCACCAUCACCACCACGGCGAGAAAGGUGAGAAAGGACACGGAUUUGAAGAGAAGGGCCACUAUCACAAGGGACACUCGACUAAAGGACAUCACGGAGUGCACAAAAUAGACGAGUUCAAGAAGAACAAACACUUCCACGACAAGCACGGAGAGUCCGGCUAUCACGAGGGCCACGGAGGCCACCACGAAGACCACGGCCACAAGAAGGGCGGCCACUUCCACCACGGUCACAAACACGACGGCCACCAUGAGCAUCACCACGGCAAGAAGGGACACCACGAGAAGGGAGGCCACCAUCACGAGCACGAGGGUCACCACGACGAGGGCGGCCAUCAUGAGCAUCACCACCACCACAGCGGCCACGGAAAAAAAGGAGGCCACGAAGACCACAAACACUGGGGCUUCAAAAAGGGACAUUAAGCAGUAGUCAUUGUAUAAAGUAGAGAUGUUAUGUUUUCAUAUGUAUUGUUAUUUAAUUUAUAAUUUAUAUA
This is a messenger RNA of Bicyclus anynana (squinting bush brown), 865 nucleotides long. Its product is annotated as histidine-rich glycoprotein-like. The record is from RefSeq and is a predicted model, not a curated record. Bases 72 to 794 code for a protein of 240 amino acids. The transcript has a single exon. NCBI's taxonomy places the organism in Eukaryota, Metazoa, Arthropoda, Insecta, Lepidoptera, Nymphalidae.